AACCUCAUCAAGUUUGUUGGAUGGCAGCCAUACUGGAUUCUCUUGUUGGGUCAUGUGCCAAAAAAAUGCAAGAAAUGAUUACAGAAGAGGCAGUUUUGAUUCUAGGGGUAGAAGAAGACCUCAAAGAACUGCAGCGAACAAUGACCCAGAUACAAUGCUUUCUUAAUGAUGCUGAGAAAAGGAGGAUAAAAGAAUCAGCAGUUAACAAUUGGCUUGGUGAGCUGAGAGAUGCUAUGUAUUAUGCUGAUGAUAUUAUCGACAUCGCAAGAUCUGAAGGGAGAAUGCUACUAGCAGGACGUCCUUCAUCAUCGAGAGAGUCAACUAAAUGUGGUGGCAUUUCAUUUUUCACUUGCAUUCCAAAUGUUCUGAAGCGUCACAAGAUUGCUGUUAAAAUCAGAGACUUCAAUGCUGAACUUGAGAAGAUCUCAAAGUUGGGUGAAAGAUUUUUAGGGCUUCAGAGUAUGCAACCUAAAUCAGAAGUUACGAAUGUGAAGAGAACUACCAACCUUGUGGAGCCUAAUCUUGUGGGAAAGGAAACAUUACGUGCUUGCAAAAGAUUGGUUAAAAAUGUGCUUGAAAAUAAGGAAAAGAAGGCGUACAAGGUUGGUAUUGUUGGAACAGGUGGGAUAGGGAAGACAACUCUAGCUCAAAAAAUAUAUAAUGACAAAAAGCUAGAAGGAGCCUUUAGCAAGAAAGCUUGGAUAUGUGUUUCUCAGGAGUACUCUGAAGUCGCUCUUUUGAAAGAAAUUCUUCGAAGUUUUGCGGUACACCAUGAGCAGGAUGAAACUGAGGGAGAGCUCAGCAGCAAGCUUGCAGCCGCGGUUACCGAUAAAAGUUUCUUCCUUGUGCUAGAUGAUGUUUGGCAGCCUGAGGUGUGGACCAAUUUUCUGAGAAUCCCAUUACAUGCUACUGCAACUGGAGUAAUUCUAGUUACCACUCGGCAUGAUACAGUUGCACAUGCAAUUGGGAUGGAAUAUGUGCAUCAAGUUGAUCUGAUGUCAGCAGAUGUAGGAUGGGAGCUGCUUUGGAAGAGUAUGAACCUCAAUGAAGAAAAAGAUGUGGAAAAACUUCGGGAUAUGGGUUUCGAUAUUGUUCGCAAAUGUGGUGGACUUCCGCUUGCAAUCAAGGUUACGGCCAGUGUUCUAUCAACUAAAGAGAAAACAGAGAAUGGGUGGAGAAAAUUUAUUGAUGGAAGUGGUUGGUCUGUGGACAAUCUUCCUACUGGGCUUAGAGGUGCUUUGUAUUUGAGUUACGAUGACCUACCAAGUCAUCUGAAGCAGUGUUUUCUUUAUUGUGCUCUUUACCCUGAAGAUGGGUUGCUGUACCGUGAUUGUCUUGUGAUACAUUGGGUUGCUGAAGGCUUUAUAGAGCAGCAACAAGGCCAACUUAUGGAAGACACAGCAGAAGAGUACUACUAUGAACUAAUUAAUCGGAAUCUCCUCCAACCAAAUGGUACAUCUGUAGACCAUGCGGUAUGCAAAAUGCACGACCUCUUAAGGCAGCUUGCUUGUUACUUGUCAAGGGAAGAAUGUUUCAUCGGAGACCCUGAAUCUUUAGGGGUUAUCAAUAUAUCAAGACUACGACGCCUUACCGCUGUCACUAAGGCGGAUAGUGCAGUGUUACCUAGCAUGGAUAAGGGGGAAUUUAAACUGAGGACCUUCAACACUGAUCAGAAGCCAUGGAGUGUCGAUGAAACAUUUUUCAAGAGAUUUCCCUAUAUUCGAGUUUUGAAUCUGAGUGACUCACUUGUACACAGCAUCCCAGAUUAUAUAAGAAAUAUGAUCCAUCUACGUCUACUUGAUCUUGAUGGGACGGACAUAUCUGGUCUUCCAGAGUCCAUCAGCUCUCUAUUGAAUCUUCAGAUACUGAAUUUGUCGAGGUGCAAAGAUUUGUACAGCCUUCCGUUGGCAGUCAUUCGGUUGUGCAAUUUACGGCGCCUCGGGAUUGCUGAUACACCCAUAAAUCAGGUUCCAAAAGGUAUUGGACGAUUAGAAUUCCUCAAUGAUUUGGAAGGAUUUCCUGUUGGUGCUGGAGGUGAUGAUGGUAAAAUACAAGAUGGAUGGAAGUUGGAAGAGUUGGCACAUCUCUCACAGCUAAGGCGGCUUAAUAUGAUUAAAUUGGAAAGGGCUACCCCUUCCAGUACAUAUUCAUUGUUAACAGAGAAAAAACAUCUCAAAGUUUUGAAUCUGUUCUGCACAGAACGUACAGAUGAACCAUAUUCAGAGGAAGAUGUUAGCAAUAUUGAGAAGAUCUUUGAGCAGCUAGUCCCUCCACCCAACCUGGAAGAUCUAGCUAUCAGUAGAUUCUUUGGCCGGAGGUAUCCCACAUGGCUUGGUACCACACAGCUAUCUUCAGUUAUGUACUUGAAUCUCCUAGACUGCAAUUCAUGUGUGCUUCUUCCACCAAUCGGGCAGCUGACCAACCUAAUAUAUCUGAGAAUUGAUGGAGCAGCAGCAGUUACCAAGAUUGGACCCGAAUUCGUGGGUUGCAGGGGAGAUAAUCGUAGAUCCACGGAUGUGGUUGUUGCUUUCCCCAAGCUCGAAUCGUUGCAUUUCUGUAAUAUGCCCAAUUGGGAGGAGUGGUCCUUUGUUGAAGAGGGAGAUGCAGAGGCAGCGGAAGGGGGAGAGGAUGGAUCUGCUGAGAUACAAAAGGGGGAAGCCCCGUCUCCAGGGAUGCAGCUGCUGCCACGCUUGAAGAAGUUGGUCUUUGUGGGCUGCCCUAAGCUGGGAUCUCUCCCACGAAAGCUAGGACAGGAGGCCACCAGCUUGAAAGUGCUCGAUAUAAUAGGAGCAAGCUCCUUGAAGGUGGUGGAGGACCUCCCGUUCCUCUCUGAGAGGCUUCUAAUCAACGGAUGCGGCGGCCUAGAGAGGGUAUCUAACCUUCCCCAAGUGGGGGAUCUGUGUGUAACUCGUUGCCGAGGCUUGAGCUGUGUUGAGGGGUUAGGUAAUUUGCAGCAGCUGUGGCUGGACGACGAUAUGAAAGAGCUAUCCUCGCUGUGGAUACCAGGGCUUCAACAAGAGCACAAACAACUUCAUGGUGAAGACCUGGAUGUCUACGGCUGGCACUGAUGCCCCACUGCAUAUGGAUUGAGAAGGAAUAUGGUAGUUAACUGCAAAGGCUUGGAAAUUGCAACCUGGUGAUUGAUCUAUGGGCGCAAAAAUACUGUCAGAUUUAUCUUGUGUCAGAAAAAGGAGGAAGGAGAAAAUCCAAAUAAAAAUGGAAAAUAAAAAUCCAAAAAAAGAAAAGAAGAAAAUUCC
Molecule: messenger RNA, 3257 nt
Organism: Lolium rigidum
Lineage: Eukaryota; Viridiplantae; Streptophyta; Magnoliopsida; Poales; Poaceae
Product: putative disease resistance protein RGA3
Exons: 2
Coding region: 21-3068 (1015 amino acids)
Biological process (GO): defense response to other organism
Molecular function (GO): ADP binding
Source: RefSeq, a predicted model, not a curated record